This is a messenger RNA of Henningerozyma blattae CBS 6284, 2205 nucleotides long. It is a transcript of the gene FRA1, whose product is annotated as aminopeptidase P. NCBI's taxonomy places the organism in Eukaryota, Fungi, Ascomycota, Saccharomycetes, Saccharomycetales, Saccharomycetaceae. Gene Ontology annotation, molecular function: metalloaminopeptidase activity. The transcript has a single exon. The record is from RefSeq and is a predicted model, not a curated record. The coding region runs from base 1 to 2205 and encodes 734 amino acids.
AUGACUACUAAUUUGAACCCCAGACCUUCGAUGCUAUCUAUGGGGAGUAGAGGUGGAAGUAGACCUUUAAGGCCAUGUGAUAACUGUACAUGUUCUCCUGGGUUAUUAUCCAGACAAGGUAGAAGAUCUACUCUUUUCAUGAAACAGUUGGAGAAUAACAGAAGAAGGUCAUCUAGAGAUUUCUCGAAUGGUGGUGCUGGUGGAGAUGGUAGUAUUUCUGCCUCAGUCUAUUCUUCGGAUACUUUAUGUCAAUCGACAAGAGAAAUCAAUACUACGAAAAGAUUAUUGGCCUUGAGAAAACAAAUGAUUAAACAUGACCUUGCAUGUUAUAUUAUCCCCAGUGAGGAUGAGCAUCAAUCUGAAUAUGUUUCAUUAAGAGAUCAAAGAAGAGCAUUUAUCUCUGGAUUUUCCGGGUCAGCUGGUGUUGCUUGUGUCACAAGAGACUUAUUGAAUUUUAACGAGAAUGAUCCUGAUGGGAAAUGUAUUUUAAGUACUGAUGGCAGAUAUUUCAAUCAAGCUAGUCAAGAAUUGGAUUUCAAUUGGACUUUGUUAAGACAGGGGGAAGAUAGUUUGACAUGGCAAGAAUGGUGUAUUAAAGAGGUGGAAGAGAUGGCUAAAGGGUUGGCCAAAGGUCGUGUGGCCAAGAUUGGUAUUGACCCUAAGUUGAUUAGUUUUGAGCAAGUGAAAUUCUUUAAUCGGUUGAUAAGGGAAAAGUUGGGACCCAAUGCAGACGAUAUCAAUGUUCAAUUUGUUGCUGUGGAAGAUAAUUUAAUCGAUUUAAUUUGGGAUAAGUUUGAAAAUAUGCCUGAAAAAAAAUUGAACGAUGUUUUUUUCAUGUCAUCGGAAUAUACUGGUGAAGAUUUCCAAUCGAAGAGGAAAAGAUUGAUGCAAAAGUUUAAUAAGGAUUAUCCAGGUGCUAGUAAAUUUGUUGUGGUUGCGUUGGAUGAGAUAUGUUGGUUGUUAAACCUGCGUGGGUCUGAUAUUGAUUACAAUCCUGUCUUUUUUGCUUAUUUGUUUUUUAAUAACGACGAGACUAUUUUGUUUUGUGAUAAUCCGUUUACUGAUGAAUCUGUCAAAGAAUAUCUUUCCACCAAUGGCGUUGUUGUAAAGCCAUAUGGUCAAGUGUGGAAGCAUUUGGAAGAGAUGUCAGUGGAAUUCGUUGCUGAAUUGCAAAAAAAUAAACAAAAAAAGGAAUAUUUGUUGUUACCUGAUAAUUGUACAUGGCAAAUAGUUCGUAAGAUUGACCAAGCACCUUAUAAAUUGAUUCAUAGUGUUAUUGACGUAAUGAAAUCUGUCAAGAAUGAAACAGAGAUUAAUAACGCAAGAAGAGCUCAAGUGAAAGAUGCAAUGGCAAUUAUCCAAUAUUUUGCCUGGUUAGAAGAUAGGUUGAUCAAUCAUGAAGCAUUAUUAGACGAAUACCGUGCUGCUGAGAAAUUGACUAAUAUUAGAAGAGCUCAACCCAAUUUCUUGGGUGAAUCUUUUGAAACAAUCUCAUCCACAGGUGCCAAUGCUGCAGUAAUUCAUUAUUCUCCGCCAAAGGAAGGUUCCUCGAUGAUUGAUCCGACAAAGAUAUACUUGUGUGAUUCCGGAUCACAAUUUAUGGAAGGUACCACGGAUAUCACAAGAACAUUGCAUUGGGGCAAACCUAGCCAAGAAGAGAUUGAUAAUUACACCUACGUGUUGAAGGGUAACCUUGCCUUGGAAAGAUUGAAAUUCCCCGAGGGCACUUCAGGAUACCAAAUUGAUUGUUUGGCAAGACAAUAUCUUUGGACACAAGGGUUAGAUUACAAACAUGGGACCGGCCAUGGGGUAGGUGCUACUUUGAACGUACAUGAGGGUCCAAUGGGGAUUGGGUUCAGACCACAUCUGGUGGAAUUCCCACUAGAGGCAGGCAAUAUCAUCACUAAUGAGCCUGGUUACUAUAAGGAUGGCGAGUAUGGUAUCCGUAUUGAAAACGAUAUGCUAGUGAGAUAUGCAGCCCAUUUGAACGAAUCCAAGCCACCACAAGGUAAGAAAUUUUUAGAAUUUGAAAAUAUUACGAUGGUUCCAUACUGCAAGAAAUUGAUCAACACAAAACUCUUGACUGAAGAAGAAAGGCAACAGAUUAACGCGCAACAUAAGCGGAUCUGGCAAUCAUUGGUCCAAUUGUUGCAGCCCACGAGCAUCGCACACAAAUGGUUGAAGAGAGAGACAUCUAUGAUUUAA